Molecule: messenger RNA, 3507 nt
Organism: Lagopus muta (rock ptarmigan)
Lineage: Eukaryota; Metazoa; Chordata; Aves; Galliformes; Phasianidae
Product: WAP four-disulfide core domain protein 2-like
Exons: 4
Coding region: 2797-3303 (168 amino acids)
Biological process (GO): innate immune response; antibacterial humoral response
Cellular component (GO): extracellular region
Molecular function (GO): peptidase inhibitor activity
Source: RefSeq, a predicted model, not a curated record
GGGCUGGCAUGGGCUGCUGUCCCUUCGGUGGGACACAUUGCAACAGCACAGGGCCAGGCACUGCCUGACAGCUCCUCAGCCCUGAGCGGUGCCACUGAGAUCCGUGCCAUGCAGGUAGCAUGGGGGCAAGAAGAGCUUGGGGACAGCAGCAGAGCACUUCCGCUUACAUGGGACAUGCCUGGAGGGGUGGGACAGCCCCCAGAGUGGUCAGAAUUCCCAGAACAUCAGCCCAUGAAUGAGGCUGUAUGUCAUGAUUUGAGCUCAGAAAGUGCCUGAGCCUGAAGGAAGGGGUGUCCCCAUUUCUCCCAGUGUCCCUGCCUGCCAGGGUGCACAGCCACACUGCCUGUUGGGCAUUUGCUGUGCUCUUCAUGGAGGGGCUGUGACCUCAGCUCCUUUCUUGCCACCUGUGGGUCAGCUGUGGUCACCGGGCGCAGUGCACUCACUGUUCCUCUGCUGGGGGAAGGGCACCCAUCAGUUUGGCCUCCUGGGCCAGGGUCCUGCCCAUGACAUACCUUGGCACAGAGCUGGCUGCCGCGGCUCACAGAGCCAUGGCUGUCCCUGCCCUCUGGUAGGGAAGCACCUGGCAGAGCCAGGGCAGGACAGUAGCAUCCUGAAUGCUGUGUGUGGGUGAUAGGAGCCAAAGCAUAUUCUGGGAAGCGAUGGUGAGUGCGUGGGCUGAGCCAGGCACAGCUGCAGGCCCUGCAGCCGGCAGGUUCUGUGCCUCCCCAGCUGCUCCUGCUGGCUGCAGGCAGAUCCAGGCAGAACAGGAGCUGAGCAGUGUCCCACGGGGGUCACGGUGUCACCCCUGGAUAAAGCCCGGCACCUUGCCCUGCUCUGCACUGCUCUCUCCAUGAGUGCUGUCCUUGGAGGGCUUUCUGGGCUCCCACCCUCUGCAGUUUCCCUGCUGCUGGCUGCUGUGGUGCAGCUUGGCUGCGGGAAUCCGCACGUCCGCAGCCCCCCCGGCCCCAUCCCACUCACACCAGUGCUCAGGAAAUGCUGCACUCUACAGAUUUUACAAGCCAAAGGGACUGAUAAGGGCAAUUAGAAGAUCAGCCAUCUGAGCAGAGUGAUGAACCUCAAAGGCAAGUGCUGCUGGCAGCACCGGCGCAGGUGCAGCAGCACAGAUCAUGGCAGGACAUGGAGCUGAUCCCGGAGCUGUGGGGUGGGCAGCACUGCCCCACUGCCAGGUGCCAGCCCUGCUGCAGCAUUAGGUCAGGAUGGAUUUUGUCCCUGUGCAGCACACAGUGGGGACACGUUGUCACUCAGCCCAGCACCGUGCACUCAGCCCAGCCUGAUGUUCAGCCCAGCCCGCUGCUGGAGCAGCAUGUCCUGGUGCAACAAGGCUGCCUUUAUGCAGGAGCUCCUUUAUUUGCCCCGGGGCCAGGAGCACCAGCUUGGAGUAGUUUCCCAGCACAGAGCACAGUUCCUGGCACACAGCAGGCACUGCAGGGUGUGGGGUGAUCCCAAUGCUAUCCCAGUGCUAUCCCAGUGCUAUCCCAAUGCUAUCCCAGUGCUAUCCCAAUGCUAUCCCAAUGCUAUCCUGAUGCUAUCCUGAUGCUAUCCUGAUGCUAUCCCAGUGCUAUCCCCGUUGCUGCCCCAUUCCCACCAUGCUGCACAGCAAUGAAAUGCAGUGAGUGUCCCGCGGGUGUCAGCGCCGGCUCCUGUUACUGCAUAAACACACGCGCUGGGGAGGGGACCGCGGCAAAUGCAAACAGUUACUGAUUUACUGUUGCUCCGUGCCUCACUGCGCUGUUGACUGUGGGCUUAAAUUACCUGGAAAUAGAUGCUGGCCGAGCAGACAAACAGCUCGUGACCUCAGAGCGGGGACUGCCUGCCCUGAACCCAUGCAGCCCCAAGCCCACACAGCUCCAGGAUGCUGCAGCCCAAAGCUGUGAGGGCUGCGGGUGCAGUGAUGGGGACUCAGCGAUGAAGGAGGGCCCCAAUUCCACCCUCACACUGCAGAGGAGAGGCUCAGCCUGGGCAUACAUCCAGGAUAGGGCUGGGGCCAGGGAUGCUCUGGAUUCUGCCCAGCAGAGAAGAUCCAGCCCCAGCCCUGCAGCUGGGCAGCACCAUCACCGUGCAGAGCACUGGAUCCCACGCAGUGAUCAAAUGCACUGAGCCAAACCUGGAGAAGUGAGUGAAGGGCUGAGGCCCCUCAGGUCCCUCAGCACGGUGCUGAGCCGCUCUGCUUCCGUCAGCAAACCCAAAGGAAUGAAAACCACUGCUGGUAGCACCUGCAGAUGAGCAAGAACUGGUGGAGCGGCAAACAGUGAUGAGAGCCAGCAGCCACGUGGGGUGAUUAGGAUUGCUUGGUCUGCUCAAAUACAGCCCGGCUUGGCACUGCUCAGCACUGCCAGGCACCCAAUGCGCAGGCUGCAGGACUGCCUGGUACCAUGGAGCAGAGGGCACACAGCCAGAGCACACAGCAGCUCACUGCCUGCCUGCCACCGACCUGAGCACCACCGCAUCCCCAGGCAGCUCACCAGGGCAGGGGCUGCGCUCACAUGCGCGAUGGCUGCCAGCCCAGGGACCGGACAGAUCUGAGCACAGUUGUCACAUGUGCCACAUGAACUGCUGGCCCCAACCCUGAGCUGACCAUUAGAGGGCCUGCCGUGGCUCUGUGCCCCACGGGCUGUGGGCUGGGGGCUCCCGGCAUGCUGAGCAUGGCGAUGCACGGUGCUUGGCUGCUGUUCCUGCCGGGCAAGUUUUCUGUGUAGACGCCUGGGCUCCUCGAGGCUCCCACUUCCUGGUCAGCUGCCAGCAGCGAGCAGAUACCUGAUACUUGGGGAUUGUGCAAUGGCACGAAGGGGGAGCCUGGCCCAGCCAGUUCCUUAUGAGCCACCCGGAAGGCAGUCCCCUCCCGCCCCACCUGGAGAGGAGCUUAAAGCCCAGCCGGGUGGCCCCGCACACGCACAGCUCCCCUGCACCAUGCCCAAGGCCAGCAGCGCGCUCCUCCUCGCGGGGCUCCUGGUUCUCUGGGCAGAGCUGCUGCCAGCAUCCGUCCUGAAUGUCACGAUAAAAGCCGGCGUGUGCCCGGAGCCAGCAGCAGAAGAAGCGAACUGCACGAUGGGGUGCCAGUCCGAUGGCGACUGCGAGAGCACCCUCAAGUGCUGCCCGGCGGCCUGUGGCAAGGCCUGCCAGGAGCCCAACGAGAAACCUGGCACCUGCCCGUCCGUGAAGCCAGGGAUCCCCAUGCUGGGGCUCUGCAUUAACCAGUGCAAGAUGGACUCCAACUGCUCUGGGAGCCUGAAGUGCUGCAGGAAUGGCUGCGGGAAGGUCUCCUGUGUGACUCCACUGUACUGAGGUGCAGCCUCCUUCAUCCCAGCUGUAGGGAAGCUGCUGCCCAAUGUGACGCUGCAUGGCCAGGCCCUGGUGCCCUCCUGCCCCGGCCUUGUCUGGGACCCCAGCAUGGAGCCUUCAGCCUCAACUCCCAUCCGAGGGCCCCACUCGGGGUGUGCCACAGCCCCCUGCACUCUCGCCAAUAAAGCAGCCACUCCCUGCCCUGUU